Messenger RNA from Dunckerocampus dactyliophorus (ringed pipefish), 7194 nucleotides. RefSeq names its product protein MTSS 2-like. Gene Ontology annotation, cellular component: actin cytoskeleton; cytoplasmic side of plasma membrane. Gene Ontology annotation, molecular function: actin binding; phospholipid binding. The transcript is spliced from 15 exons. The record is from RefSeq and is a predicted model, not a curated record. The coding region runs from base 217 to 2601 and encodes 794 amino acids. Gene Ontology annotation, biological process: plasma membrane organization; cell projection assembly. Lineage: Eukaryota; Metazoa; Chordata; Actinopteri; Syngnathiformes; Syngnathidae.
CGCGUCCCGGUACCGUGUGAACAGCGGUAGAGAGAAGCAGCAGUCGUCACGUCGCAACACAGAGAGACGUUCCUCCUCUUCCUCCUCCGCCUCUUCCUCCUCCUCUCGUGCCGCCGCUGUCUGCUUUUCCCGGGAGAAACGGGAGAGAGGAUCGUUGUGGAAAUACAUUUCUAUUUCUUUUUUUCUUCUUCUUUCUUCUUGCAUCUUUGGUGCCGAAUGGUGGACUUGGCCAACAUGGAGACUGUGGAGAAGGAAUGCGGGGCUCUGGGGGGGCUUUUCCAGGCCAUUGUCAACGACAUGAAGUGCUCGUAUCCCGUAUGGGAGGACUUCAGCGCCAAGGCCACCAAACUCCAUUCACAGCUGAGAACCACGGUUCUGGCAGCCGUGGCCUUCCUGGAUGCCUUUCAGAAGGUUGCAGACAUGGCGACCAACACCAGAGGGGCAACCAGAGAUAUCGGAUCAGCGCUGACCAGGAUGUGCAUGAGGCAUCGCAGCAUUGAGGCCAAACUUCGACAAUUCACCAACGCUUUGAUGGAGAGCCUCAUCACUCCUCUGCAGGACAAGAUAGAGGACUGGAAGAAGACAGCCAACCAGCUGGACAAGGACCACGCCAAAGAAUACAAACGGUCACGGCAUGAGAUCAAGAAGAAGUCCUCGGACACCAUAAAGCUCCAGAAGAAAGCUCGUAAAGAGAUGCAGGGGCGGGGCGACCUGCAGCCCCAGCUGGACAGCGCCAUGCAGGACGUGACAGACAUGUGCCUGCUGAUGGAGGAGACGGAGAAGCAGGCGGUGCGGCGCGCCCUGGUGGAGGAGAGGGGUCGCUUCUGCACCUUCAUCGGCUUCCUUCAGCCGGUCGUGAACGGAGAGAUUGCCAUGCUGGGAGAGAUCACACACCUCCAGGCCAUCAUUGAUGACCUCACUGUGCUGACCUCUGACCCUCACAAACUACCCCCUGCUAGUGAACAGGUGAUCAAGGAUCUAAAGGGGUCAGACUACAGUUGGUCCUAUCAGACUCCGCCCUCGUCCCCCAGCAGCUCCAGCUCACGCAAGAGCAGCAUGUGCAGCAGCGUCAACAGCGCCCACAGUAGCGCCUCCCGCUCAUCGGGGGGCGGUGGUGGCGGUGGCGGCGGCGGCGGCUCGCUGCCCCACUCACCUACCUCUUCCUCCUCCUAUCGCUACCGCAGCAGCCUGCCCUGCCAACCCCCGCCACCGGGGGGCAUUGCCGCCCACCGCCUCAGCAGCGUCUCGUCUCACGACUCCGGCUUCGUCUCCCAGGACGCCAAUAUCUACUCCAAGCCGUCCUCGCCCAUGCCCUCUGACCUCACCAGCCAGAAGUCGUCCAGCUCGGCAUCAUCGGAGGCCUCGGAGACGUGUCAGUCGGUCAGCGAAUGCAGCUCGCCGACCACCGACUGGUCCAAAGCAGCUUCUUACGAGCAGCCCAUCGCCGCCACCGCCGCUGUCGUUCAAAGGAGGAAGGAACCGCCGCUCAACGAGGGUUCGCCCAGCGCUCAGGGCUACGCCGGCCCCUCGCACGCUGAUGACGGUCAAAGGCCAAGAAUGUCUUCAGCUGCCAUCACUGCCAAGUACGGGGACGAGGUGCCUCCAGCAGCCAGCGACCUGGCCAUGGUUCUGACCCGAGGUCUGAGCACGGAGCAGCAGAAAAGCAGCAGGGACUCGCUGCAGUACUCCAGCGGCUACAGCACAGAGACCACCACCCCGUCCUGCUCGGAGGACACCAUCCCUUCUCAAGGUUCUGAUUACGACUGCUACUCAGUCAAUGGUGAUGCUGAAGGUCCAGAUGGUCAAUCAGACUUUGACAAGUCCUCCACUAUUCCUCGUCACUCCAACAUUGCCCAGAAUUACCGUCGUAUGAUCCAGACCAAGAGGCCUGCCAGCACGGCUGGUCUACCUAGCGGGGCCCUCGGUUCGGGAGGUCACGUGAUACCUGGGCAGGCUGGAGCCACAGGAGGCGGAUCAGGGACUCCGGGAACCGCCACCAUUCGUAGAACCCCGUCCACCAAACCGGGUGUGAGGCGCACUUUGUCCAGCGCCGGCCCGAUUCCCAUCCGACCUCCCAUCGUGCCUGUCAAGACCCCCACCAUUCCCGGGGACUCCCACUCCCCCGGGGCAGGCGGGUACGUUGGUGGCGUACCGGUGCGCGUGGGCAGUGAGGAGUGCGUCUUCUUCACCGGUGCUGAUGACGCACAGGGCGUGCUUGAUUACGUAAAGGCCUCGCCCAAACGCCUCAGCCUACCUAACACCGCCUGGGGAUCUGGGGCGGCAUUGGAGGUCUACGCCCAGCAGCACGGCAUGAGCUUGGGAAGCGGGUCAGAGGAGGAGAAGAUGAUAGCGGCAAACCGGCACAGCCUCGUGGAGAAGAUUGGUGAGUUGGUCGCCAGUGCGCACGCCCUAGGCGAGGGCCAGUUCCCUUUCCCCGCCCUCCCGGAUGACCCCGCCCCCACGUCCGCCGGCCUCAACGAUGCUGUGACGGGGGCGGAGGGGGCGGAGGACUCAUCUGGGGACAUGCUGACCACCAUUAGGAGAGGCGUCCGCCUCCGCAAGACGGUUUCCAACGACCGAUCGGCACCGCGCAUCUUGUGAUUGGACUCCCGUCAGGAAGGGGGAGGUUCGUCACCGGCCGCCAGGGAGUCAGGUGGCUUGCACACCGAGUGCGCUCGUGAGAACUUAACCAUGUAGGAGAAUUCUCUCAUAUAACUCAAGAUGAAUGAAAACAUAAAGACACCGUUAGGGUCCACCAUAUCUAAUAUUAACAUGCUAACUCCUAGCGGCCGCCAUUACUAGUGUGUGUCGGACGCAUGCUUCUCUUCUCGACUCCACACGGGACCUUCUAGCAUCUUCUUCUCCAAUUAACCAGACUGUCUAAUAAGAUGAGGGGCAGGGAAUACCAGGAUGGAGAGAAAGGGGAGGGGCCUGUGCGGGAAGUGGAGGGAGUGGCAGAAGGGGGAGGGGUUAAAUCAUCACAUGACCUGCUGGAUUUUUGGACUGAAUCUUCUGCACCAGCGCGGGGAGCUGACUCGCUAUGGCGCCCUCUGUGGGUCGGCCUGCUUGUAGGCAUUGAACCGUGCUGCUGUUUCUUGUGUGUGCGGGUGCGCGUGUGUGUGUGUGUGCGAGGGGGCCGGUGGGUGGGGCUCCGCUGCAGGCCAGCCGUUGAGCCAAUGAGGCUUCUUCUCAUGUGUGUAGUGUUCUUUCUUCUCGUUUCUAUUGUGACGUCGUUCUCCUUGUUCGCCGCUGUGAGAGAAGCGUACAGACAUAUUCACACACACACACACACACACACACAUAUAUAAAUAUAUAUAUAUAUAUAUAUAUACUAGUACAUAUGAAAUAUACAUACAUAAUAUAUAUUUUCUAGAAACAAGAAGAAGAAGAAUGAGAAAGGCAGCAAUAAGUGUGUUUUAUUUUCUUGCUUGGAGGGAGAGGAUGUUGGGGAUGAAGAAGCACUUUUGACGCCCGUUGGAGGAUGGAGGAGGACGAGUGAUGAGACUGUUUUUCCACAUGAUGAAGAUGAGAGGAAGUGAUGAGGAUGAAUCUGGAGGAAAUCAAAGUCGUGGACGUUGAAAGAAAGUCUUGAAUGCUGUCCAAACAAUCGCCAGAAAACAAAACGUUUAGGAAGGUAGUCUUUUUAUGUUCCCAACAACAUCUCAGGCUGCAUUUUAAGAUGUGUAGCGAAGCCCGGGGAAGUUGUGAAAAGAUGCAACUUAAAAAGUGAGCAUCUCAAAAGUGGAGGGAGAUGAUAGAUUUUUAUCACGUUUGGUGCACAUAAAGACAACAGCAUUAAAAGUUAAGUUUACUUAACAUAUUACUGUCAUAAGGUCAUGAAAAAGUUACAUUUCCACUUUUAAUAGCUUCUUUUAAGAAGUCAGGUUUGGCUAAAAGGGGACGCGUUUUGUCUUUUUUUAUAGGAGAAAGAGUUUCAUUCACAUGCUAGGACAAUGUAGCAACUGCAUGGUUAGCACUGUGGACAAAAAUACGUGUUGGAAGUGCGUUGGAAACGUGUAAAAAAAAAAAGUGUCGUUGUCUAGCGGGAAAAAGUUUCAGUGAUCCACUGAUAGUUUGAGAUUUGGAGAGAAGCAUUUAAAUCAGCAUUUACUCACUUCUGAAUGUAACAUUUUAUUCACUUAGUCGCCAAAAUGCAACACAAAAUACACACAGCUCAGGACAAACAAGACAGUUUGUGGACACCUUGAUGAAUACAUGAUGAGGACAUGAGAUAGACACAUCGAGGACAUGAUGGAAUUAUUAUGAGGACAUAAUGGAGACACAACAAGGACAUGAUGGAGACACGACGAGGACAUGAUGGAGACAUUACAAGGACCAGAGGGAGACAUGACGAGGACAUGAUGGAGACACGAUGAGGACAUGAUGGAGACAUGAGGACAUGAUGGAGACACAAUGAGGACAUGAUGGAAACACAUUGAGGGUGUGAUGGAGAUACGAUGAGGACAUGAUGGAGACACAUUGAGGGCAUGAUGGAGACAUAUUGAGGGCGUGAUGGAGAUACGAUGAGGACAUGAUGGAGACACAUUGAGGGCGUGAUGGAGAUACGAUGAGGACAUGAUGGAGACACAUUGAGGGCAUGAUGGAGACACAUUGAGGGCGUGAUGGAGAUACGAUGAGGACAUGAUGGAGACACAUUGAGGGCAUGAUGGAGAUACAAUGAGGACAUGAUGGAGACACAUUGAGGGCAUGAUGGAGACACAUUGAGGGCAUGAUGGAGACACAUUGAGGGCAUGAUGGAGACACGAUGAGGACAUGAUGGAGACACAUUGAGGGCGUGAUGGAGACACAUUGAGGACAUGAUGGAGACACAUUGAGGGCAUGAUGGAGACACGAUGAGGGCAUGAUGGAGACAUGCGGACAUGAUGGAGACACAUUGAGGGCAUGAUGGAGACACGAUGAGGAUGACUGAUUUUUUUUUCUUUUCUUCUGCAGAUGAUUUUUCUUUCUUUAUCGUGUAAAAAAAAGAUCCUGCUGUGUGUAACAUAAUGAUGUAGUAUGUACGGGUCCAGAGUUCUUCUUUAUCGUCACAUUUUUAUUUAUUGACACUAUGAAGUGUCCAGCAGGGGGCGAUGUUUUGUUCAUUUAUUUUGGAUACUGUUUUCAUAGAGACCACUGACAUCGCCAUGCUAUUUAAACUCCGCCCACAUGACCUGGUUUAGGUCCAGAGUGGUGAAGGUUGCUGGUUCUAUCCCCAGAAGGUAGUCCUGAUGCUGAGUCAUCAGUUUGUGAAUGAGGUGACAAAACGCUUUGAGUACCUUGAAGACAGAACUGUCCAUCAAGUCUUCAAACAUGGACCAGAACUUGCUAGAACUUCACACAUGAGCCCUGAAGAGGUCCUUUCAAUAUAGUCACUCAUGUGUUCCUCACAGCCAAAAUUCUCCGCUUCACAAAAAUUGCUGGAAACACACUCAGUGUACAACUAUACCUGCUGUAGCGCCUCAUUGAGGCCUUUUAUAUAUAUAUAUAUAUAUAUAUAUAUAUAUAUAUAUAUAUAUAUAUACAGUCAAACCUGUCUUAGCGGCCACCUUUAUAGAAGGGCCACCUGCCUAUAGCAGCCACUGAAAAAUCCCCCGCAGCAAAUUUACAUGUUAUAGACCCUGUGUAUAGCAGUCACCUGUCCAACGCGGCCAGCGGCCACCCAUUUUGUCUCCCUUGGUCAAUAUCUGACCGCAUAUAGCGGCCAAAUUACCGACUCAAGUAGAAGUUUUGUUUUUCAAUCAAUGAAGCUGUCGUGUGUAGAGUUUAAUUACUGAGUCCUAGCUCAGUCACAAUCAUUCACAAGAUCCACACAAACUGUCAGUUGUUCCACAUAAAAAAGCCGUCUUCUUUUGAGCUUGCUAUUUCCUGGUCAAACAUGUAACUUUAAGAGCAUUUGCACCAAAACAUUACCACAAAUUAGGCUGGGAACAGGACGUGCUCCCAGCGACGCUACAAUAAAAAAAAACAUACGCUAGCAUGCAUGCGGCAGCGGGAGCAAAACUGAGUUCGGUUGUACUUAAUUGAAGUAUUUUAGAAUGUACUCACGUUAUUUUUCAUCAAUCCUCAUCCACAAAUCCAUCAAAGUCCUCAUCUUCUGUAUUCGACACAAACAAAGCCGUCUUCUUUUCCGUUCGCUACUAGUCUGUUAACUUGUCAGUGUUAUUCAGCUCCGAAGCAAAGAAGGAAACUUCUCCUGUUGCUUCUGCCAACUUUAUUUAUUGAACGUGGCCACCAGACAGCAGCUCAGAACACACACACAUCUCUCAGCAUCGUCUCUCCUUCCUGCUUGCCCACAAGGCAAAGGUUAAACAAGCCCCAUACAUAGCUGUCCCGGCAAUGCCUGUAAGAAAUGGCACCGUUUAUUUCCUGGUGUGAGACAAUGUGCACAAUGUGUGUCAAUACUGUAAUGCCGCUUGUUGUGGGGAAGGAGAGACUCACGUCGCCGAUGCACUUUAAUGGCUUUAUUAACAGCGGAGAACACUGCAGGACUUUACAUCCACGCCAACAUAAACACACUUCCCAACUCUCUCCAAACUCACAGCUAGCACUGAGCGUAGCUCUCCUGCUCGGGACGCCCACCGUCACUUCCCGUCACUUCCUGAUGAACUAAAGCUGUAAUGACACUGCCGUAUAAAAAGUAAAAUAUUAAAAACAAGCGUAAGACAUUACGUACUAGCACAGCUUUGUUCUGUGGGUCGUGGAUAAUAACAACAAGCCUAGUAGUGCUGUACAACUUUUAUCUGCAGUCCCACAGUCAACAUUAUUAUUAAUUUUUUUCCCUUUUUUUCCUUUUUUUUUCCUCUACUGGUCAACAUUCAAACUGGACCAAGCUGUCUAUAGAGGCCACCUGUCCAGAUGCCCUCUAGUAGCCGCGAUAGACAAGUUUGAUUUAAGGUCGAAAUGAUCAAAAAUGUCUGCUUCUCAAAACCUGCUGAAGUAAAAGGAAUAAAAUAUUUAUUUAGUUUCUUUACCCUUCAAAAGCCAAGAUAUUACAUAACCUCUGACACUUUUUGUAUAAAAAAAUUAUAAUAACAAAUAAGAGUGACACACACUUGUUAAAUGCUGCAUUGCUGCAAGCUUUGAAUGGGGAAAAAGUAGCACCAUCUUGUGGGCAAAUAUACGUAUAUAUAUACAGUAUAUACAGUAUAUGUGUGUAUAUAUAUACAGGUAUAUAUAUAUAUAUAUAUAUAUAUA